UGGGGCGCGGAGGCGAUGGGCAGCAAGGAGGUUCUGGGCCAGGCGGCUCGGCUUGCCUCCUCUGGUCUCCUCCUGCAGGUUUUGUUUCGAUUGAUUACCUUUGUCUUGAAUGCAUUUAUUCUUCGCUUCCUGUCAAAGGAAAUCGUUGGCAUAGUGAAUGUGAGGCUAACACUGCUUUACUCAACAACUGUCUUUCUGGCCAGAGAGGCCUUUCGCAGAGCAUGUCUGAGUGGGAGCAACCAGCGAGACUGGAACCAGACCCUCAACCUCCUGUGGCUAACAGUCCCCCUGGGUGUGUUUUGGUCCUUGCUCCUGGGCUGGGUCUGGUUGCGGUUGCUCCAAGUGCCUGACCCUAAUGUCGUCCCGCACUAUGGAGCUGGAGUGGUGCUGUUUGGGCUCUCGGCAGUGGUGGAGCUUCUCGGGGAGCCCUUUUGGGUCUUGGCACAAGCACAUAUGUUUGUCAAGCUUAAGGUCAUUGCUGAGAGCCUGUCGGUAAUCCUCAAGGGCAUCCUGAUAGCCUUUCUAGUGCUGUGGCUUCCUCACUGGGGCCUGUACAUUUUCUCUUUGGCCCAGCUUUUCUAUACCACAUUUCUGGUGCUCUGCUAUGUUAUUCAUUUCACAAAGUUACUGGGUUCCCCAGAAUCAACCAAGCAACAAACUCUUCCUGUCUCCAGAAUGACAGAUCUGUUACCCAAUAUUACAAGAAGUGGAGCUUUUGUAAAUUGGAAAGAGGCUAAAUUGACUUGGAGUUUUUUCAAACAGUCUUUCUUGAAACAAAUUUUGACAGAAGGUGAGCGAUAUGUAAUGACAUUUUUGAACGUGUUAAAUUUUGGUGAUCAGGGUGUGUAUGAUAUAGUGAAUAAUCUUGGCUCCCUUGUGGCCAGAUUAAUUUUCCAGCCAAUAGAGGAAAGUUUUUAUAUAUUCUUUGCUAAGGUGCUGGAGAGGGAAAAGGAUGCCUCACUUCAGAAGCAGGAGGAUGUUGCUGUGGCUGCUGUGGUUUUGGAGUCCCUACUCAAGCUGGCCCUGCUGGCUGGCCUAAUCAUCACUGUUUUUGGCUUUGCUUAUGCUCAGCUGGCUUUGGAUAUCUAUGGAGGGGCCAUGCUUAGUGCAGGAUCAGGUCCCGUUUUGCUGCGUUCCUAUUGUCUCUACGUCCUCCUGCUUGCCAUCAAUGGAGUGACUGAGUGUUUCACAUUUGCUGCCAUGAACAAAGAAGAGGUUGACAGAUACAAUUUCACGAUGCUGGCCCUGUCAUCCUCAUUCUUGGUGUUCUCUUAUCUUCUGACCCGCUGGUGUGGCAGCGUGGGCUUCAUCUUUGCCAACUGCUUUAACAUGAGCAUUCGGAUCACACAGAGCCUUCGUUUUAUCCACCACUACUACCGAGAGAGCCCCUACAGGCCCCUGGCUGGCCUGCACCUGUCGCCGGUCGUCCUCGGAGCAUUUGCCCUCAGUGCUGGAAUUACAGGUGUUUCGGAGGUGUUCCUCUGCUGUGAUCAGGGCUGGCCAGCCAGACUGGCACACAUUGUCGUGGGGGCCUUCUGUUUGGGAGUGACUGUUGGGACUGCUCUCCUCACAGAGACUAAGCUCGUCUACUUUCUCAGGACUCAGUUAGGUGUGUCUAGACUCACCAACAAAAUGUCGUGACCUGGGAACACAUCGACAUAUGUGGUGCCUGGACAAGUUGCAGGGCGGUUUUGUGGAUGGGACAUAUUUCCUGCACUGAAGAGCCCUGCAGUGGAGUGGGACCUGCCCAGCCAGGUGAGAUGUCAGGGAGAACACUGGAUAAAACCCUUACUGUCCAUUUGAAGUCUUUAAUACAUGAGGAUUCUCAUUUUUUAAAAUGGAGACCAAAGAGUCCUUUUAAAAGAGAUACAAUUUUUUUCAUCAUUUUGUUCUAAUUGGAAUUUUUCUAUUUUGUUAAUGUAUUCCUUUUGGAUGUGAUUAACCUUUGGAGGUACAUGCUCCAACAAACUAUCUUGGUUGUUAUUAGUUAAUAAUCACUUGGCCAGAAAAAAGAGAUGUAGCUAUUUUACCCUCCAAACAAAUAUUUAAUUUAUUCCUUAAAAGAAGGAAGGAGACCUGAUGUUACACACAGAACAAGAACAAAGAAUGGCCCUCAAGUUGUGGCUUUCUCUGUGUCAACUCUGUGGUCUGGGUUUUUAGAGAAGGAGAAUGUUACUCAGUGAGAAAUAGAAGAAAUAAAAAAUGACAUUUUUCAGAUCACAUUUGCCAAAGUUAGCUGGGGAGAAUCACACCUUUCUUGUUAACUGCCAUAUCUCCCAGCAGCACAUGCCUUACCCUGGGUGGGCCCUCAUUAUUUGUCCAUUUGGUGAAAACUGGUUGAAGACCCCUGGCCUGGCCACCCAAAAGAGGGGAGUUUUGAAGGACAUUGUAACCCAGUGUAAGAUACUUUGUCCCCUGCAGGGAAUACUGCUUUGCAGCUGACUGUAACUUCCCACGUGGAAAUUGCACAGAUGACCAUUAACGUUGAAUGCAUGUAUUUUUCUCCUUGCAUGAAAUAGUCACAUUUUGUAUGGCAAGUAUCACUGAGUCAUGCACCACCCACUGACCCAUUACUUCAAGCACUGGUCAGUAUAACUGAACUCCAGCCCCAGGACAAGAGUAGCAGGCCUGGGGUUCUGGUCCUCCAGGCCAUGAUGUGAACCCAGGCUAAGCUUUACCUCCCUGCAUCCUGCAUCCUCCAUGUGAGAUCACCAAGCAUGUUCCAGGGCGGUAAAGUGUUCUUUUUUUUUUAAAUGUAUUAAUUCCUUUUGACUGUGAUUAGCUACAAAUUGUAUCUUGGAUAUUAAUAGUUAAUGAUCAUAUGGCUCCAAUGUCCCUAAACCUUCCAAGUUUACACUCAGAGAGCAGGUUGUUCACCUGGGGCAGUAAGGGCAAAUUGUUCCAUACAGUGGUUUGCCUAAAAUGCAUUCAUUUAAAUCCGAUAGCCUGGAGCCAGUGCUAAGGGGCCAAAGAGACCCCUCAGCACACCAAGACACUGGGACCUAGUCACCCUCACACAUGUUUAUCUAUUCAAAGGGAGAAUACUGUGCACUAUUUUGGGGGAAAGUAGCUAAAUGCAAGGAGUCAUUGAGCAAUCUGAGGCCCUCUAAAAGCAUGGUCUUGGUCAUGCUUUUAUUGGGCAAGUCACAUUGGCUGAGAAAAAUUGAUUACCCCAUGGAGUAGGGUGGGUGGCACACAUAGAAAGCAGCCCUCUGUCCCUCCCGUGUCCUUUUUUAGUCCCCUGAGUACACAGAAAUAGGCCUUCAGCCUUCACGAGCUUCCCCUCUGGUGCUGCUGACCUCCCUACCCCUCCUCCAGAAUCCUGCCACCCACCCCAAGCCCACUUGACUCCAGACUCAAAAUGUGUCCUCAGACCACUUGCCUCAGAGUCACCUGGAUUGUGGGUUGGAAACUGAGAUUCCCAGGACCCACUCCAGAUCUUGGGAGUCUUCGUCUCUGGGGGCAGUGGCUCUGGGAUCAGCGUUUUUGGCAAGCUUUGUGACCAUGAUGCUACCACGUUUGGAGAACCACUGUCACACCCUGUCGUCAUCUGCUGUGUCAGGGCCCACAGUGUCCAUUCUCUGCUUCAGGAAGAGAGCUGCUGUUGCAGGAGCAGCAUUGCUGACUGCAGUAGGUUGAGGUAUGUACCCCAGAAAAAAAUAUGUUCUUAAGCUUAUUCCAUUCCUGUGCACGUGAACCCAUUGUAAACAGAACCUUUUGAAGAUGUUUAGUUAAGGUGUGGCCGAAUUGAAUGGGGUUUGGCAUUAAUCCAAUUACUGGAGGAUUUAUGAAGACAAAGCCACAUGGAAGAGGAGUAGCUGGAAGUUAACUGAAAGGAGUCAGUAAAAAGGAGAAGAUUCUACCUUGUGCAUUGCCAUGUGAUGGAAAAGCCAAGGACCCAAGGAUCUCUGGCAUCCAGCCCCAGAAUGCCACAGUCUUUGGGGAAAAAGCAUUUCCUCGCUGAUGCCUCAACUUUGGACUUCUAACCUCAAAAUUGUGAGCCAAUAAAUUCCCACUAUUUAAGCCAACCCACUGGUUGGUAUUUACUUUAUCAGCUGGGAAACUAAGACACUGUCUUUGGAGGCUUUUUGGGAACAGAGUCACCAAGGUUCCUGUUCUCAAGGGUGUUGAGGCUCUGUCUGACAGUGCAUACUCCUUCUCUCAUCUCCUCCCUGUCCGUUCACCUGGUGCUGUUGUCUGCGUGGGGCUGCUGCAGUCAGGGCCAGCUCCUUUUCAACUUUGACAGCCAGCUGUGAUGGCAGCCCAGGGCUUCUUCCUGUGUCCUACUUCCCUGUUUAUAGGAAGAGGAAUUCCCAUGGCCAAGUUUCUUUGGGAAGUGGAUGUUUUCCCAUUACUAGCAUCUCCCUCCUGUGCUGCCGGCGCUUCAGCUGCAGGCCCUUUCUGGUUCUCCACAGAGGCUCUGACUCUGCCUCCUGGCCCCCUCCCUGAGGCUCAGUUAACUGGACCCGACCAGCCCCCGUGUUCUUUCCUCUGUUGGUCCCCCUGGAGCCAAACUUGUUGCCUUGGGGUACUUGCAUGCAUUUGUACCAGGCUACCUCACUUUACUCAAGAAGAAUUUGGGGGGAAAUCAUGCUUUUGGCUUCAAACACCACUUAAAAUAUAGUGGGACUACUUCCCCAUGGAAAUAAAUCUCUGAGGCACCUCCUUUUAUGAAGGGAAGAAGCUCCUGAUGGUGAGAAGAACAGUAUUGCUGGCUUUCUCGGCUCCUCUGGCCACCAGUAAGUGUUGGUGACUUCAGAUGUGGCCUCUUGGGUUCUACUGAAUGCUUAAUCGUGACUCCUGCUCUGCAGAUGCAGUCUACUCUGUCCUGUUCCUGCCACUUACCAACUUAAUUUAAGCAAGACACUUCCUCCUAUCUUUUUUCCUUUAAUCAUAUAUUCAUGUUACUAGUUUUCAUGUCAGUUCCAUGGUUUAUAAAUGAAUAAAUUAUUUUCUUCACAUUUUUGUAAAGGUCUUUCUUCUUUUAUACCCCUCUUCCCCCCAAAAUGGAAAAAAAGUAUUCUUAUUGGUAAGGGGAGGUGGACAGUUUUAUUCCCCAUCUGAAACAUUUCUCCCCUUGUUGGUGUUGUUCCCGGGGCUGUGGUUACUGACACUGAGGGGCCAGCUCCCUGGUCUCCGUGUGGAGCCUUCUAUUUCUGAGAUUGAAAGGCCUGGCAUUUUACUUGCUCCUGUCUCCUUCCUACCCUAAGUAUCAUUCCCACUGUUUAUUGCACUUUUCUCUCCCUUGGCUUUUCUUUGUGGCCUUGGUCCUCCUCUUGGUCAUUUUUAAAUUAAGCAAUUAUUCUUUGACAGGCUAGUUUCAGGGGUGGGUCAGGAAAGGGUGAUUUUAGGGAUCCAGGACAAUCUGGCCACCCUUCUAUCUUCUUUAAUCAUGUCUCUGAAUUUCCUGUCACUGAGAUCAAAGGCUGUUAUUCCAUAUUGGGGAGGAGACUAGAAAUUCAGAUCCACCAGAGAAGGACUGACUCAUUCACACUAAGAUGUAAAAUAACCCCAUUGAGGAUUCUUUCCUGGCAGCUUUUGAUGUUGAAGAAGAGACAGGAGCUGGGAGCUUCCAGGAUCUGAAGUGGGGGAGAGGGGCUCAGGUGAGAGGCGAGACAGGCCCCCAAAGGUGGGAGGCCCUGAGUGCUGCCCUGUGGACUGUGGGAUGGAUGGAAUUCAGUUGUAGCCUCAGAAGUCAGGAGAGAACUUGUACCCCUGACUGGUGUAGGAAGAACCAAAACUGAAAAUGGGGCAAAAGAGCAAGAUCAGAGGAAACCUUUCGUGAACCUACAAAACCCUGGCCAUAGCAGAGGCUGAGAAGGUGAUCCUUCAGGCUUGGUGGCAGAGUGGGGAGGGUGAGCACGGGCUUGAUAACCUCUGGGAGCUGGCUCUCAGGCUCUGGUGCUGCUUGCACAAAGUUCUCAGUGCCCCUGAGGAAGAAGUCUGGAAAGCAAACUGAAAGCCAGGAGGCCUGUGGAGCCUGUCAGAAAGGAUGCAAUUUGGGGAGAAAAUGAGCUGAGGCCUAAGUGUCAGAAUUUCUUGAAGACAGUGAAACACAGAGAAGAAAGUACAACAGAACUGGAAAACUGGUCUGAAAUAUCACUUAUUAGCUCAAUAUUCCAAUGAGUAUCCAGGAAGUGGCUGAGACUCAUGUAUUUAGUCUGGAAAUGAGACUUCUGAGCCAGUCAGAUGCAGAAGAAAAACUGUUUACUCUUAUUUAACUGUACCUAAGUGAAUUAGCCCUUAAUGUUGGAAAUAUUUCAUUUGCUAAUUAACUUCUAAGAGUAGCCGAAAGUGGUUUUAUUUGAAGAAUUUGGGAAGAGAGAGGACUUAGUAUUGAUUUGCAUCAUCAGUCUUGUCUUAGUUUGCUAAUGCUGCAGAAUGCAAAACACCAGAGAUGGACAGGCUUUUAUAAAACGGGGGUUUAUUUCACUACACAGUUA
Molecule: messenger RNA, 6443 nt
Organism: Choloepus didactylus (southern two-toed sloth)
Lineage: Eukaryota; Metazoa; Chordata; Mammalia; Pilosa; Megalonychidae
Gene: RFT1
Product: RFT1 homolog
Exons: 13
Coding region: 16-1641 (541 amino acids)
Biological process (GO): glycolipid translocation; dolichol-linked oligosaccharide biosynthetic process
Cellular component (GO): endoplasmic reticulum membrane
Source: RefSeq, a predicted model, not a curated record